This is a messenger RNA of Ylistrum balloti, 1602 nucleotides long. RefSeq lists its product as uncharacterized. Bases 1 to 1602 code for a protein of 533 amino acids. The transcript has a single exon. Lineage: Eukaryota; Metazoa; Mollusca; Bivalvia; Pectinida; Pectinidae. The record is from RefSeq and is a predicted model, not a curated record.
AUGAAGACUAAAGUAGAAGACAUUGAAAUUGGCAGUGGAAAGCAAGAUAGUAAGAAAGGUAUCGUAACUUCAUCCAAUCAACAUGGCAACAAUAAUUCUAGCAUAUCACCACCUGGUGACACUAACAACAAAAUACCUCCCCCAAACAAGUCUGGGGAGGACAGUAAAGACACCGACCUAGAGAGUAAGAAGAGGAAAUCUCAGACUAGCUCAUCAGACAAAGUGAUAAAUACAGACCGAAAAGAAGAAGAUGACCCUGAUAUCGUUGAGGAGAUUACUAGGAUAGGACACUGUGCCAAACUCAGACAUAAUUUCUGCUUCAAGACCUUUAUAUUUUUUGUGGUAAUGGCUCUGAAUGCAGUAGAUAUGAUAGCUGAUUGGUUACUUUUCCGAGACAUCUUUCAGAUUCAGGAAGGCCUCGUGUAUGGACCUCCAGACAAUGCCAUCACCUAUUCCUUACUGACAUUCUCCAUCAUCGGAACAUUCACAUUUGUGUUUGAGGUUGUAAAUCUAUGGUGGGAGAUUUACCGUAAAAAUCCAUGGAUCAAUGCUGACCUUGCAUCUGCAGUGACCAUCUGGAUUGAAGACAUUCCACAGAUUAUCAUCAACCUCUUCAUCGCUCUGUGUCGCGAGGAGGCCAUCAGUUACUUCCAGUUAGUGAAGGCUUCGGUUAUCAUUGCUAGCAUCAUCAUCAGAAUCAUAGUAAGUCUCAUACACUACUGCAGUAAGAAGAACUUGGCGGAACUGAACGACCACACAAAAACAUCCUGUCGUCAUGUGACCUAUCGAUUCUUCAUUAUGAUAGGACUUUUGGGUAUAUUCUCCUGCUCCGUUGCCGUUUUCUUCCUCACACAGUUUGAAAGAACAGAAGACGGAAAUAUCAAAUUCAAUCUACCCAAAUCUGUGUUUGAAGGGCAAUAUAACGAGGAGCGAUACUUUAAAAAUGUCAGUAUAUAUCUGCAUCACCCCCUUAUUGGUUUUGAUAAUGGUAACGUAGACAGCAAUGACGUCAACUGGAUCCGUCUCAUCAGUCUGUACGACGUGAGGAAGAAAGACACAGAGAUUUUCAAGCUUGAAUAUGAUCAGACUAGAACAAAAAUAGUAAUAUGGCAGACAAACCAUUCUGGUACAUUAGUCGUCAAUGACUGCUACACACUGGAUAGGACAGCCAAGACAGUGACUCGGGCCUCUUCUUGUGUUUCACAUAUCACUGGGCAAAAAUCUGCUUUCAUUUUCAAAUUUGAAUUUGUCAAAAAGAAAAUCCCUACUUUGAUAUUUGGAGAUGUAAGAUUCAAUUUAAUUGUUAAAGAAAAUGGUGUAUGUCAUGGUCCGUCCACUUCACUGGUCACUAAAUUACGAGAUCGCAGAGACAAAACAACUAAUCAAAUACAUCCUGUCAUCCACUAUUACCGGACCAACAACGUAGCUGAGGACCACCACCUUCUUUGGACCAGCGGGGCCAGUGGUGCCAGAUUUUACAAAAAUCAGGCAGAUUUGAUAGAUAUUGCUACAGUAUGGAGAACAGGAUUUAACUACUGUGAUAGUACUGGCAGUCUGGCUCCACACAUAUACACAGGGAUUGAUGUUGACUGUAACAUCUAA